AAGAUUACUUGUCAAAUCAUUCAACACUUGAAUAUGAUUCUUAAUUUAUUUUCAAUGUUUAUUUAAUUGAUUAUUUAUUUUAAUUUCUAACUAUAUUACUCAUUACUACUUAUAUUAAGUAGUAUAAUACUGAAGUUCUCAUUCAAUUAUUUGAUUAGAAUGAUGUUAGUUCUCAUUGAAUAUAAAUAAUUAUGUAAACAAAGUGAAAGAAGAUAUAUCUUUUUGAUAAAAAAAGAAGUAAUCCCCUUUUGAAAUUGAACAUUGAACGGGUGAAAAAAAACAGAAAAUAAAAAAAAGACAAUUGAUAUCAUUCCAAAAGUAUCCCUUUAUUUAUUUAUUAUUAUUACUAUUAUUAUUAUCAUCAAAUAAAUUCCGUCUAAUUUAUGUGUAGUUUAAUUGGAUUUCAAUCUUAUUCACAUUCAUAUUUACAUCUUUAUGAAUCGAUCAUGUUCAUUCAUUAAUUUUUUUCGAUCCAUCUAAUAAAAUUUGAAAGAUUUGAAGCGAUUUUUACUGAAAUUCUUGAUCCAACUCUCUCUCCCGCCCUCAUCGGAACAAAGAAAGCAAACUCAACAAUCAAUUGAAUUAUAUAUUCAUUUCUAGUGUAUUUUUAUAAUAUUCGGUUCAAUCAUACCAUUCACUGACAAGUAUGUUUAUUACAAAUUGGAGGAAUAUUAUAAACAGAUUUAUGUGGAUAACAGCUAUACUCAUUAAUCAUAUACAAUGUGAAACAGAGUUGAUCAAAUCAAAUAAAUUAAUAAUUGGUUCAUUAAUUGAAAUGGAUUAUUGGAAUUUAUAUCGUCUUCCUAAUCAAUCAACUGUUUGUAAUCAAUUUAUAAAUUCAUAUUAUUUGGAUGAUUUAAACGAGAAUAGCAGAUCAGUACCUCUUUCUAGCUCAUCACUUUCUUCUGACACAUUAAGCUCUUCUACUUCUUCUUCUUCAUCAAUUUCCACCUCAUCAUCUUCUUCCUCAUCUACUUCAUCAUCAUUAUCUGGAAGUACUAAUCUUCGGGAUCGUAAUAAACCAACAAAUUGGGUUAAUACAAUUGAAUUUGAUCCUAUUGGUUUAAAUGGAUUAAUACAAUUACCAAAACAAGAUAAAUCACAUCUAUUUGAUUAUAAUCAACGUUUAAAAACAGUGUUACGUAAUCGACAACCAACAUUAUUUACAUUCACUAGUCCAUUAUAUCCAGAUAAUUAUCCACCAAAUACUGAUUGUAUCAAAGUUAUUAAAGCUCCACAAAAAGAUCAACAAAUUAUUCUAGACUUUCGUGGACCUUUUCAAUUUGAACCUUCAGCAGAUUGUAUCAAUGAUUAUUUAGAAGUACGUGAUGGUGAAUAUGGUUUCUCUCCAUUAAUUGGUCGAUUUUGUUCAGAUAAUCGUCAAUUACAUUCAAUCAAAUCAACUGGUCAAUGGUUACGAUUACGUUAUCAUUCAGAUUUUAGCAUUGAAAAAGCUGGAUUUCAAGCUGUUUAUUAUUUUAGUAAAUUAAGAAAUAUUGAUGAACCGUUACCACAGAAACCAAUUGUUACAACUACAAUUAUUAUCGAUAAUGAAAUGAUAUUUGAAACAAAAGAUUUAAUGAAAUUAUGGGAUGAUUAUACAGAAACAUUAAUAAAAACUAAAUCUCAUCCAAUUGAUCGAUUAAUUGAAAUCAUUAUUGAUUUUCGAACAAACAAAAGUGAUUUGAUGCUUAUGAUCCAUUUAAACUUUAUAAAAUUUCAAUUCAUUGAUCCAGAAUGUAAAAAUAAUUUCAUUGAAAUCUAUGAAGAAUUUUUCUUAUCUAAUCAUGAUACCAUAUUACCUAUUCCAUCUGUAUUAUUAAAACGUAAUAAAGUAAAUAGACCAAUGAAUGAACAAUUUAUACCCAAAGUAAUUAAAGUAUGUAAUCAACCCUAUUUAAAACCAUUUAUCAAUAAAUUAGGUCGUAGUAUAGUGAGAAUUAUCAUAUCACCUGAAUUCAAAUCAACUGAAUCUAUUAUUGAAUAUGAAUAUAUAAAUAAUAAAAGUAAACCAUCUAUAACAAAAUUACCAGAAAUUAAAAUUAUUAUUACAGCAAUUAAAAAAGCACUUUGUCAAAAUGAUUGGGUACCAUGUAUACGACCAACUGAUUAUAUUGCUUAUAAAGAAUAUUUCAAUUUAACUGUACGAUCAAAAACUUCAUCUAAACAAAUCAACAAUGAUAAUAACAACAAUGAUAAUGAUAAAGAUAAUAAUAAUGAUAAUAAACAAAAUAAAAAAAUGUCAACAUUACAAACUAUAACACCUUUAACUAUGACAACUAUAAAUAAUAAUGAAAUGAUUACUACAAAUCCUAUUACAUUACAAUAUCAUCCAACAUUACCUAAAAUAAUUUAUUGUUUAUCACCUAAUUUAAUAUGUAAUAAUAGAAUCAAUUGUCCAAAUGGUGAAGAUGAAGAAAUGUGUCCACGUCCACCAGAUGGUUUAGAAGCAUUUGAUAUGCCUGUACAUAAACAUGAUUCAAUAGAUGACUUGAAUAUUCAAACUACCGAACAAAUAUCAACUACCAAAAAAAUUGAUAGUUUAUCAUCAACCUCUGAAGAUGAUGAUGAAUUUCGUCAUCAUACGCCAAUUAUUGCUGGUCUUUUAGGAUUUUGUGCUAUUUGUGGUCUUAUUUCAGCUGGAAUGACUUUAGUGAAUCGGUCAAAAAAACAGAAACAUCCCAAUUUCGGUAGUGUUUGUAAUAGUAUACUAUUUGAAUCUGGAACUUCAUUAAUUACAGCAUUAGAUUCAUCUGGUUCAUUAUCUAAUUUUAAAUCAUUACAGAUUAAUGAUUGUAAAUGUGAAACUUUGAAUUUUGUUGAUAAUUUAAAUCAAAAAUCACAAGGUAAAGAAUUACCAUUCAAUGUUUCAAGUGUCACUACUAUUGGUACUUUUGUAUCAACAACAACACUGACAACUACAACAACAAAUGUAACUGAUACAUUAAAAAAAGAAGAUAAUAAACCUUUAAAAACUUCAUGUAAAUGUACUUAUUUCAGUUGUACAAAUUUAUGUUCAAAUAACACUUCAACAAUCCCUACUUUAAAUAAACAAACAACACCAACAAUUGAAGAUAAUAACGAUGAUGAUAGUGUUGAUGAUGUUGAAGAUCAAGAACAAACAAGUGAUGUUGAUGAUGUAAUAAAAUAUGAUUUAAAGUCAACAACGACUGGAUUGGCUGAAAUUUUUGAUCGUGCAACCAAACCUUUAGGUUAUAUACAUAAAUUAGACUCAAGUCCAGCAUGGAAUCAAUCGAUAAAUCACCACUCCAGUGCUAUACAUCAAUUAAGAGAAGUACAAAAGAAAAGAUCAACAUAUAAUUCAUCCAACCUAUAUGAAUAUCCAACCAAUCGUAGUCUGGGACAAUUACCAAAUACCCUAGUUAUACCUGUUGCUAGAUUAUCGAAGACAUCUCAUUCUCCUACAGUUAAACAACAAACUACGCCAAAACCAUACUAUAAGUCAGAGGUUAGUCGUUCAGAUCCUUUUUCAUUGAAAGAACAGUCAAAAUUUGAUGAAACUAAUGAUGAUCGUUCACAUUGGAAUGAGCAUUUAAAAUUUGAUAAUCUAAGACGAAGUUUUUCAGUUCGACCUAUUAAAACAAAUAAUUCAGCAUUUACACCUUAUGUUUCAUGUACUUCAUUAAAACAAAAAACAUUACCAACUGAAUUAUUAGAAUAUGAUUUACAUGAUAAAAAUGAUUUAAAAACGUAUUAUCAACCACGACAUAGUUUUGAACAACAACAACAACAACAACAACUUACUUCAGACAUAAAUAUAUUCUCUAUAUUGAAUACUGAACACCAACAUCAACAAUCACAACAAUGGAAACGUGAACAUAAACGUAAACAUUUUAAAGGUAUUGCACCGAAACGAGCAAAACAUGAAAAUAAUUUUACAUUUCAAGAACAAUCACAACUACGCAACAUUCCAUUACACCAAAGAAUUGGUAUACCUCAAAAAGAUUCUUCACAAUAUAUACAAGAGACUCAAUCAACUCCACGGGAAUUACUCACUUUAAAUAAAUUAAGUCAGUUUACGAACGGUGAACUGAUAGACAUGGAAAAUGAAAACUAUCCUCAUCACUAUAAAUUAUCUAAAAAAGAUAUGAAACAUGUCCUACCAUCAUUAACCAACAUGACGAUGAUGAAGCCGACAAUAACAACAGUAUCAGUAACACCUGUCACAUCAACUACUAAUAAUAUUAUGAGUAGCGUACAACGAUAUCAUACAAAACUAUACCAACCACAAGUAGCACCUCCAUCAACAGCAUUACCAUCGUCAUCAUCAUCUAACUGGAUAAUAAUGCCAAAUCAGAAACAAAAUUCCCACAAUGGUGAUGAGUCGUCGUCUUGUUGUAUUUCACAAAACGAUAAUGAAAGUGAAACAACUAGUGAUGGGAAUGAUUUGCGUCAUCAGAAUUCGAAAUUCAAAUCUAGAACACUACCGAGAGGAAUAGACCGACCUAUGGAUCCGAUGAAAACAAUAAGAAAACCAGCUAAACGAAUGAAAUAUUACGAAUCGAACUCGGCUAAUAUUGACCAAGAUUCAAUUUCCCAAGAAUUACUGCAUAAUAAUGAUGAUGCUAGGAAGAGUAGUUCACCGAUAACGCAUAAUCUUAUUAAAAGCACUACUAAUAUUAAUAAUAAUAUUUGCAAACCAAUUUUUGAAAAUCUACAUUUAUUUGAGAGUUCCAGUGAAAUUUUUCAAUGUAAUUGUAAAUUAAGUAGUAAUAGUAAAUAUCAUUUCCCAUCUAGUUAUUCAGUAAUUGAUGAAACUUUAUCAGAUGUAAAAAUUAGACAUGACAAUACUAGUGGCAGAAUCGUGCGAAAAAAUGCAUCAUGGAAUGAUAUGAGUUAUAGAAAUGAGUAUUUAUGCUAUCAUGAUGAUGAUGAAGUGGAGGAGGGUGACGAAGAAGACGAUGAUGAACUAGAUGAGCAGACAAAUGGAAAUACUGAACAGUCUUCGGAGGUGGAUAAUUCUAGUAUUGAACGAGUUGAAGAUCCAAAUGGAGUCAGAAAUCUACAAGACAAUCAGUUGCCUGAUGCAACUUUAUCGCCUGACGGUAGUACAUCAGAAGAAUCUCAGUGUCAACUGAACAUGAGCAAUCACACCACACCUAUGAAACGAUCGCACGAGACAGCUGUUGUUAUAAUUACUUCUAAAGGUCGAACAGUGCAAUCCACAAAAAUCACAUAAUGGUGUUCGUAACAUAGUUGUAGUGGAUUUUUUCUUGAAAUGAAAUGUCACCCCAACAAAAGCAAACACCUAACAACUAAUACUUUUUGUUCCAAGGAAUUUUGAGUAUUUAAAGAAAAAACUAUUGUUCCUCUUUUUGUUGUCCUACCGGUAGUGAUAAUAUAAAAUACUAAAAAUUAAACUUUU
Molecule: messenger RNA, 5386 nt
Organism: Schistosoma intercalatum
Lineage: Eukaryota; Metazoa; Platyhelminthes; Trematoda; Strigeidida; Schistosomatidae
Source: the annotation of a GenBank genome assembly